Molecule: messenger RNA, 2211 nt
Organism: Ictalurus furcatus (blue catfish)
Lineage: Eukaryota; Metazoa; Chordata; Actinopteri; Siluriformes; Ictaluridae
Gene: cd180
Product: CD180 molecule
Exons: 4
Coding region: 217-2211 (664 amino acids)
Cellular component (GO): extracellular matrix
Molecular function (GO): protein binding
Source: RefSeq, a predicted model, not a curated record
ACGAUGAAAAAGGUGGGAUGCUGUUACACUAAACUACUUAGAGGAAACUGGGCAGAUACAGUGACUGUGUGUUUUACAGGAAGAGCGAAUAGGGGCAUCUGUUCCUGAUCAUGUACUGUGGAGAAAUUCGAAGUUUCAGGUUCUGCAAUUCAUCGCUGCACCUUUGUGAACAUCUCGAAUACAAGUCCUUAUACAGUUCUUACUCGUAGAAGCACAAUGGAAAGAGCGUUGUAUAUCUGCGUUGGAAUCGUAGUUUACUUCAUGCCGUGUAUUGAGACGAUACCUUGGAUGAAGAAGCAAUGCAUAAAGACUGCGGAUGGUUCUGACUGCAGUGGUUUGGCCCUGCAGCUCGUACCGGACGAGAUCCCAGACUCCAUCAAAACUCUUGACUUCAGUUUCAACUACCUCCCAACGCUAUACAACUCAACUUUCCAACGACUGAGGAGUCUGGUUUCGCUGGAUUUAACAAGGUGCAGCAUUAAUUUCAUGUACGAAGACGUCUUUCAACAUCAGCCCGAUCUGGAGAGUCUCAUUUUGGUAGCAAACCCACUGAACUUCAUAUCAGACAGAGCUUUCUCAGGACCGCUGGCUCUAAAACACCUCAGUCUAGCUGGGUCGACGGUACGCAGUCUCACGGACGUCCCGACAGCCCAUCUUGAAUUCUUGGAGACUCUGGAUCUUCGAGGAAGCGACAUUCACAACUUAGACGGUCUGGAAAAUGUCCUGCUGCAACAGAUGAAGAGGCUUUUUCUAGGUAUGAAUUCGAUUGAGAAGAUAAAAACGGCGGACAUGGAGAAACUUCAGGGAACAAGCGGCCUGGAGAUCAGCUUUAAGGGAAAUGAUCUCGUUGAUGUCGAACCGAACGCUUUUCGGAACUUAGACAUGGGCAGCUUGGAUUUUAGUGGCUGCUUCAACAAAAUGGACAUUUCCGUACUGCUGAAGGGGCUAGAGGGAGUGAAAACGAACAAGCUUUACUUAGGGAUAUAUGAGGACAGCGCUAAGAACUACAUCACGCUGACCGCCCUUCAGUCUUUCUGUAACAUAUCAGUGAGUGAUGUAGAUUUUCAGCUGCAACAUUUCCGUGAUCUCUCAAACACGGGCUUUAGAUGUUUCGCACACAUUCAGAAGUUAGAUUUCACCAGGGCACACCUUUCAGCAUUUCCAUUAAGCUUGUCCAACCUGUCCAUGCUGUCGCACUUGGUACUGAAUGACAAUUCUUUUCACAGCGUGUGCGAUGUUAAUGCGGCAAACUUCCCCAAGUUGACGUAUUUGUCAGUGAGUAGAAACGGUAAAUAUCUUCACUUCAAAGAAAACUGUUUGGAACCGCUGUCCUAUCUGGAGGAGCUACAACUUAGCCAUAGUAGCUUGAUGACUGGAGAUUUUUGUUGUAACAAACAACUGACUGGUCUCCGAGAACUAAAAUCCCUCAAUCUCAGCUAUAAUUUCCUCAUGAACUGGGAGCCACUGCCAUUUAACGCCACUCCGAAGCUGAAGCAUCUCGACCUCACCCAGACCAAGUACGUCCUCAACAGCAGCUCUCCGUUUAGCAAUCUAGAAAAGCUUCAAACUCUUAAUCUCUCAUUCACAGACUUUAAACUGUUAGAAAAUGCCGAUAUACUGAAAGGUCUGACCAAGCUACGCGUGCUAAACCUCAAAGGGAACACGAUACCGGGUGGCGUGCUUGCAAAAACAAAGAACUUUGACUACAUUCCUCUUUUGGAGAGCUUGGUUCUCUCUUCAUGUGGCAUCAAGGCAAUCAGUGAAAACGUCUUUAAAGACUUUGCUAAUCUCAAUAAUGUAGAUCUCAGCGAAAAUCAGCUGGUUAAACUCCGCCUCGCUGAUUUCUACUCGCUAAACCAGAUCCAGCUCAACUUUGCAGGCAAUAAAAUUACAGUCGUGGAUGUUAAAAUUGUCGAAGACUUAGGGACACGCAGUACUAUUGAUCUGAGCUCCAACCCACUGGCCUGCAAUUGUACUACUUAUCCGUUUAUUAUGUGGGUUAAAGAAAAUUUCAGCAAAAUGAAGCACAUAGAAAGGACAUUUUGCAACGCCACAAAUGAGAAGGUUAUAGACGUAGAUCUGCAGUGCGUCUUUUCAAACCGAGCGUUAGGGAUUGUCCUCGGACUCGCGAUAGCGAUCACGAUUAUAAUCUCUCUGUUGUAUUUUGUGAAGAAAAUUCAGGCACGAUACAGAUCUUACUCAGUAUUGUAG